AUGGCUUCCCACGUCAAAGUCGAGCCAAUAGUCCAUCCAGAGGGCAGCAGCAUCAGUUUUGGAGCCAAUAUCUCUGACAUUGACUUGAUAGACUCGUCUGACGCAGACAUUGAGAUCCUCGCAAAGGCCUUUUACAAGCACCACGUCCUGGUGUUUGAAGGCCAGGAACAUCUAUCGCCACGAGCUCAGUAUGAGUUUACACAACGUCUCAACUCAACUGUUACGACUUCUUCUCGACACAAAGACCAACUCAAUGGCAAGAGCUUCCUCCUAAGCCCAGACCUUAACACAGUUCCGCACCAGCCACAAGUCCAGAUUAUUGGCAACGGCUUCGUUCGUGAGCACGAGGGCGCCAAGAACUUGAAGCUGCGAUACCCGCAUCAUCGCUCGUCGCACUCCACCGUCAUAGAAGACCAAAAUGCACUGAAUCAUACCCGCUUCUACCGCUGGCACAUCGACGCUGACUUAUACGGCGCGCCUCCGCCUAUUGCCACCACGAUCCUUGCCGUCAAAUUACCGAAGAGACGUAUGCAAACCAUUCGAUAUGAUGAUGGCACCGGUGACGAGCUGGUGGCUCCUCUUGGGACGAUUGCAUUCGCCAGCGGAGAAGCCAUGUACGACCUGCUGUCAGAAGAAGACAAGGCAUUUGCGCGAUCUACCAGGGUCGAGUAUGCUGCUCAUCCGUAUCUGUGGAUGGCAUCAGCCAAAUCGCAUCCCACGGGCCUUGGACUCGUCUCUGAAGGCAAAGAGCUCGAAGACGACGAACUGCCGCCUGUCGAUUCGACCUCUAUCCAGGUCCUCCCCAUGUGCUGGCGAAACCCGGUAACUGGUCGACUUGCGCUGCAGGUCCACGCAUCUGUUGCGCGACGACUGCAUCUUGCAAACGGAGAAGUUAUAGAUGAUUUGGAACGGGUUCGUCGUAUCUUGUAUCGGUUGCAGAGACCUGGAAUAGCGCCGCAGUUGGUUUAUACACACGACUGGGAAGAAGGAGACUUUGUGAUUUUUCAUAACCGAGGGCUUAUCCACUCGGUGGUUGGUACGCUGGCAGAUGAUGAGGUGAGAAUAAUGAGGCAGUGCAUAAUUGCGGGAACCGAGAUGCCACUGGGUCCAGAUGAUCUUGCGUAA
Molecule: messenger RNA, 1125 nt
Organism: Trichoderma gamsii
Lineage: Eukaryota; Fungi; Ascomycota; Sordariomycetes; Hypocreales; Hypocreaceae
Product: TfdA family Taurine catabolism dioxygenase TauD
Exons: 2
Coding region: 1-1125 (374 amino acids)
Molecular function (GO): oxidoreductase activity
Source: RefSeq, a predicted model, not a curated record